This is a messenger RNA of Funneliformis caledonium, 1704 nucleotides long. NCBI's taxonomy places the organism in Eukaryota, Fungi, Glomeromycota, Glomeromycetes, Glomerales, Glomeraceae. The record is from the annotation of a GenBank genome assembly.
AUGUCAGAAUAUUAUCAAGGCUAUACGUCCAUUUGUUCUUACAUAAGUAAUCAUAACGAGACUUGUUCAUUUCGCGAGUUCGUAGACCUUUACAAGGAAAUGAUUAUAGACUCUCCACCGAAUACUGAUGACUGGAGUGGUUUAGAAACUGCAUGGGAAAUGAGAUUCUUAAGAAGCGUAAAAGAUAUUAUUCCUGAAAAAUACGAUGAUAUACAUGCAAAGGUGAAAUCAGAAAUUUCGAAUAAGUCCUUAAUGUAUCAUUGGCAAAAUAUUGUCAAUGAAAAAGGACAAAAAUCCGUAAUCAAUAAUCAUAUAUCUGGUAGUCUAAAAAUAUUGGACGCAACGGCUAAACAUAAUGUAAAUACAAUCGUUUCGAAAGUUUCGAAAGUUUCAAAUCUUCGAGAGAUAGAUGCAGAUGCUUCAUUACUAAAUGAACGUUUAGAGUCCGAUGAUGAUUUCAUGCCUGUCCGUAUACCAAAGCGGAAAAAGCAGUUAUCUCUUUCGAAAAAGAACAAAGAGUCGGUUGGUUCAGCUAAGAAAGUCAAUACUACUAACACGAAUGCGGAUGACGAUGACGGUGAUUUCAUUAGUAGUAAUAAGAGCACAAUUUCAAGAUCACAUUGGAAAGAUACGUCAUCAUCAAAUUUACAAUCCUUAGAAAGUGCGGGUUCUAGCAUAGGAGAUACGAAAAUGAUGGAUGAAGUUAAUAAUCCCGGGUAUAACAGACCACAUACUCCAUCUCAUCAAAUUUACUCUACAUCGGAGAAUCAAAAUUUACUUACACAAUUAAGAAAUGAGAAACAGCGAGCAAAAUCCACAAUGGAGCCCAUUUGCUCGAACAUAGUUGACACUACAAAUAAAAAUUUAAUGGAAAGACUGCAAUACCAAUAUGAUUACCGUUGGGAGCCUGUCAUAAAUGAUGCAACCAAAUAUAUCGAUGAACUAAUUGAAAAUAGCGAUACCCGCAAUGACUUACGGAAUAAACUUCUACUUCCAUUCAUCCCAUCUGGUGAAACUUAUUCCUUCAGUAAACAUUAUGAGGUGCAUUGGGUACACCGGUUUGCUGACAAAUUAUCAUUAUUUUUCGAAGCUCCUCGGAAUCCACUUCUAGAUAAGAAUUCUGAAGGCUGUGAAGAAAUGUCCUUGGCAUCAAUAAUGCGCAAAAAUUUAACUAGGGAAGAAUCUGAAAAAAAAUCCUCUGGACAUAAAAUAGACAUAAUUUUUCGCGUUGAUGAUGUAGAAUAUUUUAGUGCAGAAACAUAUGUUGAUGAAGAUCCUCAAAAUUCAAAACCAAUAUCAUAUAAACACAAAUUAUUUAGAGAAAUGAAGGAUCAGCUGGACCGACUUCUAAAAAAGUUGGAAUUUACAAAAGAAUCGAUCAAAGAGGUAAAAAAUAUCUUCGUACAUGGAAUGUCGCAUGGAGGCCUCAAUGGCAAGAUAUAUGCCAUGUAUUAUAAUAUCGACCUUGAAUAUUAUUUUGUAUAUGAAAUGUGCAGAUAUCGAAUAGGAACAACAUGGUCAAGUGUCCCAGAUAGUCUUAUGACCUUAAAAAAGAUACUUUGUUUGAAGUGCGAUAUAAACAAAGUUCUCGGCGUUAUUAAAAAAGUAAAGAGGGCUCGCUUAUAUUCAAAGCCAGAAGAUUUAUUUUCAAUUAAUAACCUUCCAGAUACAACACCAUCUCCGAAAAAAAAACAGAAUAAAUGA